AUGCUCUCAAGAAAUGCUAUUGCUGUCCCACGACGCUCAGUUGCGAUGCUGUCCCGUCGUCUUUACUCCUCGUCGGGUUAUGGCGGCAGCGAAGGUGCCACUGCCAGCUCCAAAGGUGGUUUCAGUGACAAGGAAAAGGCUGUUGAGAACCAGUGGGCACGCUCACACGAUGCUGAAAAGAUCAAGGCACUGCACGAAGCUUUGGAGAAGCAAAAGGAGGUGACCAAGUCGAUUGAAAAGGACCUGGAUGAUUUGAAAAAGUCGUCGGGCAAGAAGUAG
Molecule: messenger RNA, 279 nt
Organism: Zychaea mexicana
Lineage: Eukaryota; Fungi; Mucoromycota; Mucoromycetes; Mucorales; Lichtheimiaceae
Exons: 2
Coding region: 1-279 (92 amino acids)
Biological process (GO): negative regulation of ATP-dependent activity
Cellular component (GO): mitochondrion
Molecular function (GO): ATPase inhibitor activity
Source: RefSeq, a predicted model, not a curated record